CAAUAUUAUGGGUAUAUAUGUUGGCUCAGGUUUAGCCUCCACUUGUGAUACGCUCAUGUCUCAGGCUUAUGGAGGAAAAAAUCUGAAACUUGUGGGGACAAUAUUACAGAGAGGGAUUCUUAUCCUAAUGCUGUGCUGUUUCCCAUGCUGGGCUGUCUUAAUUAACACAGAACAGUUGCUGCUGCUCUGUGGACAGAAUCCAGAUGUUGCCAGAUUAACACAGGCCUAUGUGACGAUUUGUAUCCCUGCUUUUCCUGCAAUAUUCUUAUACCAGCUGCAGACACGAUAUUUACAGUGCCAGGGUAUAAUAUGGCCUCAGGUCAUUACUGGCCUUGUAGUAAAUCUUACUAAUAUUGCUAUGAAUGCCUUCUUUAUGUAUGGACUGAAUCUGAGAGUAAUGGGAUCAGCUUGUGCAAACACAAUAUCUCAAUAUGCAUUGUCUGGUGUGCUUUUAGCCUAUAUCAUUUUGAGAAAACUUCAUCUUCUAACAUGGGGAGGUUGGUCCAGAGAUUGUUUGCAGGAAUGGGGCGCCUUUGUACGCCUGGCCAUACCAAGCAUGCUUAGUAUUUGCAUUGAAUGGUGGAGCUUUGAAAUUGGAGUAUUCAUAGCAGGUCUCAUUAAUGUUGUGGAGCUUGGUGCACAGGCCAUAAUCCUACAGUUGGCCACUCUUGCUUGCGUGAUUCCUGCUGGAUUCGGUGUGGCUGCAAGUGUGAGGAUAGGAAGUGCUUUAGGAGCUGGAGAUGUGGAGCAAGCCAAAACAUCCUACACAGUUACUCUUUUGUGUAUAGGGUUUUGUGCUUUGCUGUCUAGUUCUCUGCUGGCUGCACUAAAAAAUGUGAUUGCCUAUAUUUUUACCGAUGACAGAGAAAUUGCUGCAUUGGUUUCCCGUCUUAUGCUCCUUUUUGCUACAUUUCAGCUAUUUGAUGUUGUAUCUAACUCCUGUGGUGGAAUAUUACGAGGAGCUGGAAAGCAAAAGAUUGGAGCAAUUACAAAUGCUGUUGGGUAUUACCUUCUGGGCUUACCGAUAGGAAUAUCACUGAUGUUUGCAGCGAAGCUUGGAGUAGUAGUGGAUGGCUGAUUGUUUCCUGAGUCAACUGAAAACCAGCCGCUCAGAAAAAAAAAAAUUUGACCUUCCCAAAAUGGCCGCUGCUCCUCCCCCUUCCACCUCCAUGAGGGUCACACAAAAUGGUGGACAGACCAUGCGGCCUCUUGUCACAAAGAAAGUCAUCAUUCAAAACUCCUAAAGUUAUUCUAGGCCUGAGUGUGUAGUUGGCACCAAAUUGAAAUAAAA
Pseudophryne corroboree (corroboree frog) is the source of this 1291-nucleotide messenger RNA. RefSeq names its product multidrug and toxin extrusion protein 2-like. Gene Ontology annotation, cellular component: membrane. Bases 8 to 1078 code for a protein of 356 amino acids. NCBI's taxonomy places the organism in Eukaryota, Metazoa, Chordata, Amphibia, Anura, Myobatrachidae. The record is from RefSeq and is a predicted model, not a curated record. The transcript is spliced from 13 exons. Gene Ontology annotation, molecular function: antiporter activity; xenobiotic transmembrane transporter activity. Gene Ontology annotation, biological process: xenobiotic detoxification by transmembrane export across the plasma membrane.